CAUAUAACGCACAUCCAAGAUGUCCUUCAGAAUACCGUCAUUAAUCCCAAGAGUAUCGGCCUUCGCCAGGCCGUCUCAUAUUGCUCGUCCACUGCGAUCAGCUGUACGACAUGCUUCUACAACACCACCACCUCCACCUCGAUUCCCAAAUUUCCCUAAUGGCAGACCCAGAAUGAGUGCCGAGCAGGCGAAGAACAACGAGAGUUUCAUCUACUACACUCUAUCCGUCUUUAUCGGUGCCUUUGGAGUUACAUACGCCGUCGUCCCGCUGUACCGUCUAAUAUGUCAAACUACUGGAUUUGCUGGAACGCCGAAUACGGACGCCUCCCGCUUCACGCCCGACAAGUUGAUCCCUGUGAAGGAUGCGAAGAGGAUUAAGGUCACCUUCGUCGGUACCGUCUCCGACGCCUUACAGUGGACCUUCACUCCCCAACAACGCGAAGUUCACGUCCUCCCGGGAGAAACCGCUCUAGCAUUCUUCACCGCAACCAACAGAUCUAGCGAAGACAUCAUCGGCAUCGCGACGUACAACGUCAACCCGCAACAAGCCGCACAAUACUUCUCCAAAAUCCAGUGUUUCUGUUUCGAGGAGCAGAGGUUGUUAGCGGGGGAGACUAUAGAUAUGCCGAUCUUCUUCUUUAUUGAUCCGGAUUUCGCGGAUGAUCCGUUGAUGAAGGAUAUUCGGACGGUGACGUUGAGUUACACUUUCUUCAAGGCGAGGUAUGAUAAUGGUAUGUUGGUGCCCGCUACGAAUUAAAGGGGAUGGAUCAGGACGUUGGAGUGCGAAGGGCCGCAUAACGACAGCAUGAGGGAU
Messenger RNA from Saitoella complicata NRRL Y-17804, 814 nucleotides. RefSeq lists its product as uncharacterized. The record is from RefSeq and is a predicted model, not a curated record. Gene Ontology annotation, molecular function: copper ion binding. Lineage: Eukaryota; Fungi; Ascomycota; Saitoellomycetes; Saitoellales; Saitoellaceae. Bases 20 to 757 code for a protein of 245 amino acids. The transcript has a single exon. Gene Ontology annotation, cellular component: mitochondrial inner membrane.